Vicia villosa (hairy vetch) is the source of this 1272-nucleotide messenger RNA. RefSeq names its product tropinone reductase homolog At5g06060-like. The record is from RefSeq and is a predicted model, not a curated record. Gene Ontology annotation, molecular function: oxidoreductase activity. The coding region runs from base 62 to 865 and encodes 267 amino acids. The transcript has 5 exons. NCBI's taxonomy places the organism in Eukaryota, Viridiplantae, Streptophyta, Magnoliopsida, Fabales, Fabaceae.
UGAAAUCAAUCGAUAAUGUAUCACAUAUUGUAUUUGAAAGGGAUAUUAAUUAAGUAGAGAAAUGGGUGAGAGAAACACAAGUAGCAGCAGAAGCAAGAAGUGGUCUUUGAAAGGGAUGACAGCUCUAGUCACCGGUGGAUCCAAAGGAAUCGGAUAUGAUAUUGUGGAGGAGUUGGCGGAGCUAGGAGCAACCGUUCACACUUGUGCUAGAAACGAAGUUGAACUGAAUGAAUGCUUACAUCAAUGGGCCACAAAAGGAUACACAGUUACUGGUUCAGUAUGUGAUGUGUCAUUUCGUGCACAGAGAGAGGACCUCAUAGCUAGAGUCUCUUCUCAGUUCAAUGGCAAACUCAGUAUCCUUGUGAACAACGUGGGAACAAACAUAUACAAACAGACACUGGAUAUUACAGAACAAGAUUUUUCAUUUCUGUUGAAUACCAAUCUUGAAUCCGCUUUUCACAUAAGUCAGCUUGCACAUCCACUCCUUAAAGCAUCACAGUCUGCAAGUAUUGUUUUCAUUUCUUCAGUUGGUGGUGUAGCAUCACUAAAUGUAGGAACCAUCUAUAGUGCCGCAAAAGCUGCAAUAAACCAACUCACAAAAAAUUUGGCAUGUGAAUGGGCUAAAGACAACAUAAGGACUAAUUGUGUUGCACCGGGACCAACCAGAACCCCUCUCGGGGAAGAACACUUAAAAGAUGAAAAACUUCUUAAUGCUUUCACUUCAAGAACUCCUCUUGGACGUAUCGGAGAACCAGAUGAGGUGUCUUCUUUGGUGGCAUUCCUAUGCUUACCUGCAGCCUCUUUCAUAACAGGGCAGACCAUUUGUAUUGAUGGUGGAUUAACUGUUAAUUGUCUCCUUAUAUGAUAAGCUUGGCUUAUACAAGAUAGAGAGCUCUGCUAGCCCUGAGGUGGCAGAGGUUUUUACUCUAAAGUGGGGUAUCCAAUUAGCCGCGAAUCUGAAUUUGGGUUGUGUUGUCGUUCACUCGGAUGCAUUAAAUGUGGUAGAUUGUGUCAAUGUCAGUAGAGAGAGUGCAGUGAUUGAUCUAGGGAUUAAUGAUUGUCUUUUGUUUCUUAAGAAGUUUGUUGUUUUUGUAGUUGUGUUUGUUAGCAGAAGCUUAAAUGCAGAUGCUCACUCUUUAAUUAGGAUUGGAAAUGUAGUAGGUUCAAAAAUUUGGAAGGGAUUCAUUCCAUCCGCUGAUGUAAUAUUUUCUGCUGCCAUUUUCUAAUUGAAUGCAUUUGCCAUAAAAAAAAAAAACAUAAAUUUUUAUGUUA